Effrenium voratum is the source of this 333-nucleotide messenger RNA. Lineage: Eukaryota; Dinophyceae; Suessiales; Symbiodiniaceae. The record is from the annotation of a GenBank genome assembly.
AUACAAUGCGCUUUAUGUACUGAUGCCUUGAUGUCCAGCAUCAUCAUAGACUUCGAGGUUCUUCCUGAAGAUGGGCCUUCUGAUCGCACAGCAUCGCAGGUUUGUGGAGAGCUGCAGCGCCAGCUGCAGGACCCAACCAGCGACCUGCGGUGUGGUGAAUUUGGCAGGUUUGCUGCAAAUGCCUCUUUGAGCGUGGACGGUAAACUCGUUGCCCGUGCCAGUUCAGGCGAUGCUGUCCCGCCACCUCCAGCCACGCUGCCUGAGACCACGCACUUUGGCAGCGGCUGCGGUGCAGCAGACCCAACUCCGUUCAGCUCACAGGGGUGGCAUUGA